AUGACAAGAAAUCAAAAGGCUGGGCGGUUGGAGGUUGGGGGCCGGAGUGUUUCUACUUGGUGGAGAGAGUUAGCGAAAAUUAAGGAUGGUGUAGGAAAUGUAGGAGGGAGUUGGUUUGCAGAUAGGGUGGCGAGUUGGGUAGGGUCAGGGACUGAUACUCUAUUUUGGCAGGAUAGGUGGUUAGGUGAUGUUCCAUUGUGUAGGCGUUUUAGUCGCCUGUUUGAUUUAUCAAUCUAUAAGUCGAGCACAGUGGCCGAGAUGUUCUCUCUUGGGUGGGAGGAAGGGGGUGCUGUGUGGGGUUGUCGGAGGCGUUUGUGGGAUUGGGAGGAGCAGAUGAUAGGCGAGUGUCGCCGUUUACUUGAUGAUUUUGUUGUGCAGACUGAUGUUUCUGACAGGUGGCAGUGGCUUCCUGACACUUCGAGUGGGUAUACUGUGCGCGGGGCAUAUCAUAUUCUAGCACACCAGGUGCAACAGAUAGAUGAUGACAUUCGAGAGCUUGUAUGGCAUAAACAUGUACCUGCGAAGGUCUCUAUCCUAGCGUGGCGACUAUUGCGGGACAGGCUACCAACAAGAAACAAUCUGCUAAGGCGGGGCAUUAUCCACCCUACGGCUAAGUACUAUGUCACGGGGUGUGGAAACGAUGAAACGGCUCCUCAUUUGUUCUUUCAUUACAAUACUUUUGGAGCUUUAUGGCAACAUAUACGACAUUGA
Medicago truncatula (barrel medic) is the source of this 711-nucleotide messenger RNA. RefSeq lists its product as uncharacterized. Lineage: Eukaryota; Viridiplantae; Streptophyta; Magnoliopsida; Fabales; Fabaceae. The transcript is spliced from 2 exons. Bases 1 to 711 code for a protein of 236 amino acids. The record is from RefSeq and is a predicted model, not a curated record.